AUGCCACCCGUCGUGUAUCCUUAUACCGUCACUAACAGCUACAAAGGGGGCCUCUUCAUGCGAACAUACAGCCGCAACGUGCGGCGCGCUUGGGAUGGUGAAGACUAUCGACCGCCAAAACGCCAACGCCUCGAAGAUGCUUGGAACGCGCACUCUUUCACUUCCGGCGGCUACAAUGAGAACGCGACGACCAAGCCUGUCGACCUCGAAGACAGCCUCGAACGUGCCAUUCGCGAGACCAGCGUCGCCGCUCUCUCCUCUUCCCCUUCCCGCAAGAACAGCACAGUCUUCUCUGCAGAAUUGCAGGAGGAUGACCUAGGCUCCAGCACCAUCACCCCACCAUCCUCUCCUCCACCGGUGCUACAACUCACGCCACCUCGGAUCAAAGCCUACAAACCCAACUUCUCGGCAAUUGACAAGUCUAAGAAGGAAAAGAAGGACCUCAAAAACGCGAAAAGGAAACGCGAUGCACAAUCACUUGGGCUGAGUGCCGAAACUACGCGUCAUGACUCGGAGCCUCUGUCCGAGAUAUUCAACUCCACUACACGUGCGCAAAGCUCGCAACCAACACAUCGAGACGCGUCUGGAGGUCAAGAACAAGACCGGACGCCAGUUGCGCGACCGGCUUCCAGGCCAUCCUUACCAAAACAAAACUUGGUCCAAACGGUGCUGGACCUGGGCCAGCCAUCGGGCCCUACAAUAUGCCCACAAUGUCAGAUGUCCUACAUGCCGACCUCGUGUGAGGAUAAUCAGCUACACCACAUGUUCCAUCAUCGAGACAGCUCUGGUAUCGAACUUGGAAAACCGUUCCUCAAGUCGGCUAUGAGAUGGUGCUACCAGGUGGCGCAUAUCCCUGGGAGCGUGGUCGUAGUAGACAGGAAGCUCUCUUUGCCCGCACGGAGGGUUGUUGAGAAAGUCCUCUCCAUCGUCAACAAGGAACUCGGAAGUGUGGAUAUUACGGCGGAAGAUCUGUGGAGUCAACGUGCUCUGGAAGGGGAGAAGGAUGACAACACCAAGAAAUGCGAUCGCUACAAGGCCUUCUUGCACAUCAUCGAAGACAAAUGUGUGGGAGUCUGUCUCGCUGAGCGGAUCAACAAAGCCCACCGAGUUCUUCCGAAUGAAAGCGCCGCGGGCGAGAUGAUGCCUCUGAACGACCAUUUCAAAUCCACUGGCCCUGUGACGCCGGCUGCUACAGAGUUCAAUGGAGAAGAAGCGGAUCAGGUCCAUUCAAAACCUCAAAUUCCAACCCCAAUCGCAAGUCCAACGUGUUCGGGACCUUCAUCUAGCAUCAGCAUCUCGGAGGAGACGUAUCCGGCUGUGGUGGGUGUCAGUCGGAUCUGGACGAGCCACGCGUUCCGGCACAAAGGCAUAGCGAGCAAUCUACUGGAAUGCGUCAUGAACCAGUUCAUUUACGGGAUGGAGAUUGAGCCGCAUCAAGUAGCUUUCAGCCAGCCGACGGAGAGCGGCGCGGCUUUAGCACGAGCAUGGUUCGGUGAGGAUGAUGGCUGGUCGGUUUAUCGAGAGGAGUGA
Messenger RNA from Exophiala xenobiotica, 1530 nucleotides. RefSeq lists its product as uncharacterized. The transcript has 2 exons. NCBI's taxonomy places the organism in Eukaryota, Fungi, Ascomycota, Eurotiomycetes, Chaetothyriales, Herpotrichiellaceae. The record is from RefSeq and is a predicted model, not a curated record. Gene Ontology annotation, cellular component: chromatin; nucleus. Gene Ontology annotation, biological process: mitotic sister chromatid cohesion. Gene Ontology annotation, molecular function: protein-lysine-acetyltransferase activity. The coding region runs from base 1 to 1530 and encodes 509 amino acids.